CACCCUACAUUCGUGCGUUGUUUCAACGCUGCUGUUCAGUAUAGAAGACUAGAGGCUGAACAAAAGCUGAUCUUUCCUUCUUAGACACCCAAAACUCCGAUAACACAAAAUCCCACAACACACAGAAACCCAAGAACAAAAAAACCUCAAAAUCAGCAACAACAACAAAGAUGUCGUGGCAAACGUACGUAGACGACCAUCUGAUGUGCGAAAUUGAAGGCAACCACCUCUCUGCCGCCGCCAUCAUCGGCCACGACGGCAGCGUGUGGGCCCAGAGCGCCACUUUCCCUCAGUUGAAGCCUGAAGAAGUGACUGGCAUUCUGAAUGAUUUCAAUGAACCUGGUUCACUUGCUCCAACUGGGUUGUAUCUUGGAGGCACAAAGUACAUGGUCAUUCAAGGAGAGCCAGGAGCUGUCAUUAGAGGAAAGAAGGGACCAGGUGGUGUUACUGUCAAGAAGAGCACUCUUGCUUUGCUGAUUGGCAUUUAUGAUGAGCCAAUGACUCCUGGCCAAUGCAACAUGAUUGUUGAAAGGCUUGGUGAUUAUCUGGUUGAGCAGGGUCUCUAGAGACCUUGUGAAAACAACUACAUGUAUUACUAGUGGUGGGAUUGGAACCACUUGUGGAAACAAAAUUUGGUGCUUGAGAAAUGUUGAUUAUGGUCUUUGUCUUACUGUCUUUGUACUCCUUUGAUGAAUUGUAUUGUAUUGUAUGAUUUUCAAGUGAGGUACUUGUCCACAGGAUUUCAGUAAAUGAAUGUGGCAAAUUGAUUUGCAUGAAUUUAUAGAUAUGCCUUAUUUUUA
Messenger RNA from Prunus mume (Japanese apricot), 800 nucleotides. RefSeq names its product profilin. NCBI's taxonomy places the organism in Eukaryota, Viridiplantae, Streptophyta, Magnoliopsida, Rosales, Rosaceae. The record is from RefSeq and is a predicted model, not a curated record. Gene Ontology annotation, cellular component: cell cortex. Gene Ontology annotation, molecular function: actin monomer binding.